This is a messenger RNA of Ustilago hordei, 2907 nucleotides long. RefSeq lists its product as uncharacterized. The transcript has a single exon. Bases 1 to 2907 code for a protein of 968 amino acids. The record is from RefSeq and is a predicted model, not a curated record. Lineage: Eukaryota; Fungi; Basidiomycota; Ustilaginomycetes; Ustilaginales; Ustilaginaceae. Gene Ontology annotation, molecular function: protein binding.
AUGCGGCGAUCGAGCGGCACUCUGUCCGGUAGAGAUGCUUAUCGAACGCUAUGGCAGCAGCAGAAGCAGCAACCGCAUCGUCCGCUGAGCUCGGCUACCAUCUAUCCCGGAUACGCCUGGCCUGGUGCAAGCUCGGCUUCGGCUCCAGCAUCCUCGUCUUUGCUGCCCUUAUCCAUAUUCUCUACAGGCUCGUCGUCAUCGAAUUCGAAGGUUUCUAGAUCGUCCCGACCAUGGCUCACAUCCCUCGCCUACUCGACCUCCAAUCCAGCAUACCCACGCCCCGGCUCGAACAACGACAUCGAUCCUCUCGGAGUCGAUUACUCUGUCUUCGAACCAGAGGAUGCUGCAUACAGCCAAUAUGCAUCAACCUCGCUUAUUGCUGGAGAGGCAAACGAAUCGCAGCAUGAUACCUCUUCCUCCUCGCUAAACGCAGAUUCCAGCAUCAACAGUCUUUCUCCACCAGCACAGCUGCUCAUCCGUCUAAUAAGAGAUAAAGACUUCGAGACAGCAACGACCGUUCUCGAGGAACUCAAGAUGCUACAUACCCCGCUCAAUGAGCUGAUGCCAGACUUUGCACCCGCGGCGCUCUGGGCUAUCCAAAACGGCAAAAAGACAGAAAUGAUCUACUGGAUGCGACUCUGUCCCGGUUACACUCCAGGUACCAGGCGACUCGAAACGGCUUCCGCCCAUAAGAGCAAAGCACAGGUCGCUUCUGUAGCGUCCUACUUUCGAAAAUGCUUUAUCGUGCUUCUCGAUUCGUACGGUGACGAUCUGCGUUUGUUGCAACGAGCAAGUAUGCUUGCGGUAGAAAAGGGAAUGUGGAGCGUACUUCAGUCGACGCUGGCUCAGAUCAUCCGAUUUGGUAUGGGAAACUUGAUGGGUCCAACAUGGUCAAACUCGAUCUUGGGAUGGCAGUACUUCACCCGUCUAAUCCAGGCCAAUCAAAGUCAAAGAGGCUUGAAAGACAGGGGAAGGCAAGCAGCAAUCAAGUUAGCCACGCUUGAGCUGCGUGCGUUGUACAAUCUUGCUAUUCGCACACUAGCACUAGCUGGGCGACUGGACGAUGCGAUCUACUGGGCGGAGAAAAGCACAGAGGCAGCCGACGAGCACCAUGCCUAUUCGCAGAUCGUACGACUGGAACUGUUCACCGAGAAACUGCUCCUUGAAGAGCUCAUUCGAGCUGGAGGAGGCUAUUUAGAUCAAGCUCAGCAACUUGCCAAGAAUGUGUCCCACGCUCGUACAGGGUCUGGGAAGCGCAAGAAGCUCGAUAUCGACAGAAUUCGGAGUCAGAUCGAGCGGGAGACGACGCAGGCUUCGGCAGCGAAGGAUCGAGACUUUGGAGCAGCAAGACCAGAAUCUCUCCUCGAUCAGACAAUUCAAUCGUAUAUGGACCAAGGCGACGUCGUUACAGCCAGAGACCAUCUUCUUUCCGUUCUGGAGUCGGCUUCACGGAUUCAGUAUGGACCAGACGAGUCAAUUCCGGCUCACGAUGCUCUCUACGCAGAUUCAUCAUACGUAAACUUUGAACAUCUUCCCUCAGCCAGGGUACUAUCAGAUCUCCACGACUUGGCCAACAAACAUGGCAUUAUUCCUAUCACAGUCUCUCUCACCGAAACAGACCUGAGCCAAGUCGCCGCUCCUGACGGCUCACAUGAUGCAUACCGAUCCCAAGAAAUGCUGACGGCGGAAGAGUUUCUGCGCCCGGUCCGACAGAAGCUUGUCAUGGUCAAAGGAGGUAAAGGAUUAUGGCAGACAGCGAGGCUUUAUGGAUAUAUCAAGAAGGGUCAAUGGACAGAUGCUGUUCAGUACUACAUUGACAAAGCUGGCUUCAGAGUACCUGCUGGAGGUAUCAGUAUGAAGCUCAUCUCUCUUGCGCUAGAUCAGCAACCUUUGCCGAAAGCGAGUAAGCGGGAGCAACUGAACAAAGCACAAUGGUUGCGUGGCAAAGACUGGCCUUCAACACAUGCCAUAAACUUGAUGAUCAGGGCAAUCGUUGGAAUCUGUGUUGAUGCAAAGGACUAUUCUCGCCUCACUCAAGUGUACCGGAUGUGGAGAGAGGCAUCCAUGCCGACUAGGCUCUCGGAAGAGGAUCAAAAGGCGGAAGAAGCGGAGGAGUUGGUCUUUCAAGAAUGGCUGCCAUCACAACGGCCGGACAGCUACACCUUUGAUCCUUUCAUUCGCGCGUUCGGUCGACUCAAUGUCGAGGUCGAAUCCGGCUCGCCAUCGUCCUCCUCCUCACCUGCAGCGAAAGAGGGAAGCGGAACAGCUCGAACAGAUAUACAAACCUGGGGCUCAAGUCAAGCAGUCCUCGAUCUGAUCCGUGAUAUGACGGACAUCUUCUCCAUCCGACCCAGCAUCAGCACUUGGACCAUCGCCCUCGAAUGCCUUGCUCGCGAAGGACGCUCACGUUGGACAGCUACCACCUCCAUCCUCGCCCGCGCUGUCGGCAUCAACACUACCUCCCCUCUCUCCUCUUCCUACACAAUGGUACAGAGGGCCGAAGAUAACUUUGAACCAGCGAACUCGGUCACUUACACCGCAAUGUUGCGGGCGCUGAUCCGCGUUCCGCGUGAAGACGGAGGAAGUAUGGUGGAAGAAGCUGCUGCAAUCAGAGACGAUCUAUUGGUGAGGACGAUGAAUUUGGAUGUAGCGGUGAGGCAGAUGUUACUUGUAGAGGCAGAAGAGCAGACUGAUGAAGGUCAGCAAUUCUGGAGAGAUCUGUUGCAGAGAUGGCAGACGGUACAGGAGGCGGUCUUUACGCGAGGCAACACAGCAUCAGACGAGAGAGCAAGAUGGCAAGCAGCAGAGAUGAUCAGAGCGAAUGGCCGACGUACGAUUGAAGCAAUGCAUGAGCUGUGGAUGCUGGAGUCAGCGGCAGAAGCUGAUAGAGAGACUUCCACAGCGUAA